Messenger RNA from Pantherophis guttatus, 1070 nucleotides. Its product is annotated as LHFPL tetraspan subfamily member 5 protein-like. Gene Ontology annotation, cellular component: plasma membrane. NCBI's taxonomy places the organism in Eukaryota, Metazoa, Chordata, Lepidosauria, Squamata, Colubridae. The record is from RefSeq and is a predicted model, not a curated record. Gene Ontology annotation, biological process: sensory perception of sound.
GGGGGACAGGACACAACUCUGCUGCCAGAUUCCAGGGGUGGAGAACCUGAGCAACUCGGUGGAGAAGUGGAGCUGCUGGAGCUGAGGUAUGCAGAGGUUUUUUUCCCCGAAGGAGGAGGAGCUGAGCAAAGGAAAGGAGAGUGGCCAGAGAAAGGGGUGCAUCAACUGGCUUCAGGCGUGAAUGCUCUUGUAGGAUUUGGCUCCCUGGAGAAAGGAAAAGAAAAACACUUCUUGCAGAAGAACACUUGCAGCAGGUCCCUCAAAGGAGACGUGUGGACCAUGUUGGCAGCCCGAGAAGCAGCAGCCCUCUACCAGACCGAUUUUGUGCGCAAUGCCAGGGCAGUGGGCGCUCUCUGGGCUGGCUGUAGCCUGUGCUUUGGCAUCUUGGAGGUGGUGGUGCUUAUCCAGCCAGCAUGGGUGCAGACAGCACCUCUCACCUACCAGCUGCCAAUCUCCGGGGCCCUCUCCGACCCCAGCGUGAGCGCCGUGGGCUCCUUCGGCCUCUACCAAGUCUGCACGGAGCAGGACGGGGUCCUUGAGUGUGAGGGAUCGCUGGUCACCCUAACCCCCAUCCCAUCUUUCAAAGCAGCUGCUGUCUUCGUCCUGAUGGCCCUGGUGUUGGUGAUGGGCAGUGUGGCCUCCCUGGGUCUUUUCUGGGUCUGCAGUGCAGGGACCGUCUACAAGGUGUGCGCCUGGCAGCAGCUUUCAGCAGCAACUUGUCAGGCUCUUGGCUGCCUGGUCUUCCCAGAUGGCUGGGGGGCGCCAGAGGUGAGGGCUCUGUGUGGGCCCCAGGCCAGGAGCUACACCCUGGGUACCUGCUCGAUCCACUGGGCCUUUACUCUCGCUUUGCUGGGCAUCGCUGAUGCGUUGGUUCUGGCCACCCUCGCUUUUGUGCUGGGAAACAGGCAGGACGCUCUCUUGCCUGCGGGUUACACACCACCCCGAGAGGGAAGAGGUGUGACUUCAGCGCUGACUCCAGAUUGAUCCCAACCAGCAAAUAUUCUUCAGAGUUGGAUAUGUCAUGGUUUUGCUGUACCCGUUGCAAUAAAUUUUAGAAAACGCUAAUGUUA